Xylona heveae TC161 is the source of this 626-nucleotide messenger RNA. Its product is annotated as ribosomal L32p family protein. The record is from RefSeq and is a predicted model, not a curated record. The coding region runs from base 102 to 497 and encodes 131 amino acids. Gene Ontology annotation, cellular component: mitochondrial large ribosomal subunit. Gene Ontology annotation, biological process: translation. Gene Ontology annotation, molecular function: structural constituent of ribosome. Lineage: Eukaryota; Fungi; Ascomycota; Xylonomycetes; Xylonales; Xylonaceae. The transcript has a single exon.
CUUCGCGAUCAGGAUCUCACCACGACGAGGGGUACCACCUCAAACCCUACACUGAAGCCAUUUCUCUCAAUCUGAGGUGGACGAUCUUAUCAUUCUUCACAAUGGCGCUAUCAAUCUCAUCCGCUGUCCGCUCGUCUUUGCCCGCAGUGGCUCCGCUCAUCUCCUCCGAGGCAACCGCAUUUGCAUCCCGCUCAGCAAUGCUUCAAACGCGACGAUUCGCUCUUCCGCUGCUGCCCUCCAUCUCUUUCGCUAUCCCAGUCGCCAUCCAUCUCAACAUUCCAUCAAUAAUACCAGGACUGUGGGAGUCAAUCCUGAAGGCCGUCCCCAAGAAGAAGACCUCGCACAUGAAGAAGCGACAUCGGCAAAUGGCUGGUAAAGGAUUGAAGGACGUGACGUCGUUGAACCGGUGUUCCUCAUGCGGAAAUGUGAAGAGAGCUCAUAUACUGUGUCCUCACUGUGUCAAAGGUAAAAAGCUCUACUGGCAAUGCAAGCUUUGAUGCAGCUGCUGACGGUUUCCCAUAGCUAUUAAAGACAUGUGGCUGGGCAAGGCCGGCGAGUCUGCUGGCGAGGCGUCGAAGGCUCAAGCUUAAUGUCGACACAUUCAAUGGGUUCUGGAUGCUUUGUGU